Molecule: messenger RNA, 841 nt
Organism: Raphanus sativus (radish)
Lineage: Eukaryota; Viridiplantae; Streptophyta; Magnoliopsida; Brassicales; Brassicaceae
Product: tetraspanin-12-like
Exons: 2
Coding region: 36-827 (263 amino acids)
Biological process (GO): auxin-activated signaling pathway
Cellular component (GO): plasmodesma; plasma membrane
Source: RefSeq, a predicted model, not a curated record
UUUUCUCUCGGCCAAAAACAACCGGCGAUUAAACAAUGCCACGGCUAAGCAACGCCGCCGUGAUAACAACGAACGCAAUCCUCGUAUUGAUCGGCCUCGCCACCUUAUGUUUCUCUGUAUACCUCUUCAUCGCAGGCCCAUCAGAAUGUCAACGCUUCAUUCAAAACCCUCUCAUCGUGACAGCGACUCUCCUCUUCUUCAUCUCUUCCUUAGGCCUCAUCGCGGCUCUCUACGACAACUACAUCAUCAUAACUCUCUACCUCUUCUUCCUCUUCCUCUCCAUUCUUCUCACCCUAAUCUUCUCCAUCUUCAUCUUCCUUGUAACUAAUGCUUCCGCCGGCAAAGCGUUUUCGGACAAGGGAAUAGGGAAUGUCAAGACCGGUGAUCUUCAAAACUGGAUCGGAGACCAUUUCCUUCAAGGUAAGAACUGGGAAGGGAUUAAACGAUGCAUGGCCGAUUCUUCCAUUUGUAAGUUUCGUCCACAUGACGUUGACUUUGACGCCAAACACCUCACACACGUAAAGUUUGGAUGUUGUCGACCUCCAGUAGAGUGUGGCUUCGAGGCAAAGAAUGCUACGUUUUGGACAGUUCCGGCCACGUCGACUGCAGCGAUCACUGGAGACUGCAAAACGUGGAGUAACACGCAGAGCCAGUUGUGUUACUCGUGCGAGACGUGCAAGGUUGGAGUUUACAAAGGGAUAAGAAAAAGAUGGAGGAUUCUUCUCGUCUUUAAUCUUCUUCUUAUCCUUCUCGUCGUCUUGCUUUACUCAUGUGGCUGCUGUGUGAGGAAAAACAAUCGUGUUCCAUGGAAACGCCGGUUCCUCUGAAAACUCAUCCUUCA